This is a messenger RNA of Medicago truncatula (barrel medic), 1926 nucleotides long. Its product is annotated as mitogen-activated protein kinase kinase 3. The record is from RefSeq and is a predicted model, not a curated record. The transcript is spliced from 9 exons. Gene Ontology annotation, biological process: protein phosphorylation; MAPK cascade. Gene Ontology annotation, molecular function: ATP binding; MAP kinase kinase activity. Lineage: Eukaryota; Viridiplantae; Streptophyta; Magnoliopsida; Fabales; Fabaceae. Bases 152 to 1711 code for a protein of 519 amino acids.
AAAAAACAAAAACCAGACACGAUUAACGAACGACACACAAAAAACCGCACAUGCCUUACACGUAACAUUAACUUACCUCUUUACAUUUUCCAUUGAUUUUCAAUCAAAAUUGUUAAUUUUCUGAAACCCAUUAAGCUAUUUUGAUUCAACAAUGUCUGGUUUAGAAGAAUUGAGAAAAAAACUUACACCUUUAUUUGAUGCUGAAAAUGGUUUCUCAUCAACUUCAUCUUUUGACCCUAAUGAUUCUUACACUUUUUCAGAUGGUGGAACGGUGAAUUUGUUGAGUAGAUCAUAUGGUGUGUAUAACAUCAAUGAACUUGGAUUACAAAAGUGUUCAACUUCAAGGUCUGUUGAUGAAAGUGAUGAUAAUGAAAAAACAUAUAGAUGUGGCUCUCAUGAGAUGAGAAUUUUUGGAGCAAUUGGUAGUGGUGCUAGUAGUGUUGUUCAAAGAGCUAUGCAUAUACCAACUCAUAGGGUUAUUGCUUUGAAGAAGAUCAAUAUCUUUGAGAAGGAGAAAAGGCAGCAGCUCCUUACUGAGAUAAGGACAUUAUGCGAAGCACCUUGUUAUGAGGGUCUUGUAGAAUUUCAUGGUGCAUUUUACACUCCAGAUUCUGGACAGAUAAGCAUAGCUUUAGAGUACAUGGAUGGAGGAUCACUUGCAGAUAUUUUGCGAAUGCAUAGAACGAUACCUGAACCUAUUUUAUCGUCCAUGUUUCAGAAGCUCCUACGUGGUCUAAGUUAUCUGCACGGAGUCAGAUAUUUAGUUCACAGAGACAUAAAGCCUGCUAAUUUACUUGUAAAUCUCAAGGGGGAGCCAAAAAUUACCGAUUUUGGUAUUAGUGCUGGCUUAGAGAAUUCAGUUGCAAUGUGUGCUACAUUCGUUGGAACUGUUACAUACAUGUCACCCGAGCGAAUUAGAAAUGAAAGUUAUUCUUAUCCGGCUGAUAUUUGGAGCCUUGGUCUUGCGCUUCUCGAGUCUGGUACUGGAGAAUUCCCGUAUACAGCUAAUGAAGGUCCUGUCAAUCUUAUGUUGCAGAUCCUUGAUGAUCCAUCACCAUCACCAUCAAAAGAGAAAUUUUCACCUGAAUUCUGCUCCUUUGUUGAUGCUUGCUUACAGAAGGAUCCAGAUAAUAGGCCAACUGCAGAGCAGCUUCUUUUGCACCCCUUCAUUACAAAGUACGAGACUGCCAAGGUAGAUUUACCUGGAUUUGUUCGCAGUGUUUUUGAUCCUACACAAAGAAUGAAAGACUUGGCAGAUAUGUUGACAAUACAUUAUUACUUACUAUUUGACGGACCUGACGAUUCGUGGCAACAUACAAGGAACUUCUAUAACGAAAACUCAAUUUUCAGUUUCUCUGGGAAACAGCACAUUGGUCCUAACAAUAUCUUUACAACUCUAUCGAGUAUCCGAACAACAUUAAUCGGUGACUGGCCACCGGAAAAGUUGGUGCAUGUGGUUGAGAAGCUGCAAUGUCGAGCACACGGUGAAGACGGAGUUGCAAUAAGGGUCUCAGGAUCCUUCAUAAUUGGUAAUCAGUUUCUCAUAUGUGGAGAUGGUGUUCAAGUAGAGGGAUUACCAAACUUUAAGGAUCUUGGAAUUGAUAUUUCUAGUAAAAGAAUGGGUACAUUUCAUGAACAAUUCAUAGUGGAACCAACUAGCCAAAUUGGAUGUUACACCAUAGUUAAACAAGAACUGUACAUUAACCAAUGAUGUUACAUUAUUAUUGACCUAGCAUAUUUUGGUCAUAUUUUUCUACUAGUAAUAUACAAAGAUAAAUAUUUAAUAUCAAUUUCACUCAUCAAAUAGUGGAAUAAAAACAUAACUUUAGUUAGGUAAAUUUGUAUAGAAGGCACUUUCUUUUGUUGUGAAGAUAUUUCACUUUGCUUCUUUUUUUUAAUGUUACUGGAAUGAAAGUAUUGUGACAA